CCUCUCCACCCCCCAUCCCACCUCCCCACCCCUCGUAAGAAAAUAAUGCUGGCAGGAGCCUGCACCUCCCAGUCGCUCCCAGUGCGCCGCGAGCAAAGGGCACCCGCUGAGUCUCCGUGCCGGGACCCCUGCCGAGCCGCCCUCGCUGCCACCUCGCCGGGAGAGCCGCUGCGCUCCGCUUAAGCAGAAGCGGAGAGCGCCGCGCCCGGGAACUGCCAGCUUCGGAGAGGCGCCGCCCGCAAGGACACCUCUCCGUCCCGCCUGAUCCGCAACUCUCGGCCCUCGUCUGGCUCGACGCGAGCCAGGAGUCCGGACGUCUCUGCGCGCGGCGCAGCAGCCGGAGCUGUCCCCGUUGCCUUCGCUCGGAGCCAACUCCGUAUCGGACCUGGGACUCUGGACUCUUGAUUCGCAGCUACUUCUCACCUCGGGGCUGCGCUGUCUCCCCGUUAGCCUUUCCGUUGUCCUCCACCGCUCAGGACGGGGGUGCCACGAUGUCCCGCUGCUGCUCAAGGCCCCGGGCCUCCCUCGACGUGUGACCCUAGUCUGGUCCCCCUGCUUGGCCGUCCGCCCUCUCCUUGGAGACCCCCGGCCCGGCCCCCGGGGGAAGAGGAAGAAGACGACGAGGCCGAGGGGGGGAUGUCCGGCUCCAAAAGCGUGAGCCCCCCGGGCUACGCUGCACAGACAGCGGCGUCGCCGGCGCCCCGGGGAGGCCCCGAUCAUCGCGCCGCGUGGGGAGAGGCCGAUUCCCGCGCCAAUGGCUACCCCCACGCCCCCGGGGGGUCUACCCGCGGCUCCACCAAGAGAUCUGGGGGGGCGGUGACCCCACAGCAGCAGCAGCGCCUGGCCGGCCGUUGGCGCGGGGACGACGACGACGACCCUCCACUAAGCGGCGAUGACCCUCUGGCUGGGGGCUUCGGCUUCAGCUUCCGUUCCAAGUCCGCCUGGCAGGAGCGCGGUGGCGACGACGGCGGUCGCGGCAGCCGGCGGCAGCGGCGGGGCGCGGCUGGAGGGGGCAGCACCCGGGCGCCCCCUGCGGGCGGCGGCGGCGGCGGCUCGGCGGCGGCGGCGGCGGCGGCGGCCGCAGGUGGGACAGAGGUGCGCCCCCGCUCGGUGGAGCUGGGCCUGGAGGAGCGUCGUGGGAAGGGCCGAGCGGCCGAUGAGCUGGAGCCUGGCACUGGCGCCGUCGAGGAUGGAGACGGGUCCGGGGAUGGAGGCAGUUCGGUGGCGUCAGGCUCCGGGACCGGCGCGGUGCUGUCACUGGGCGCCUGCUGCCUGGCCUUGCUGCAGAUAUUCCGCUCUAAGAAGUUCCCGUCGGACAAAUUGGAGCGGCUGUACCAGCGCUACUUCUUCCGCCUGAACCAGAGCAGCCUCACCAUGCUCAUGGCCGUGCUGGUGCUCGUGUGCCUGGUCAUGCUGGCCUUCCACGCGGCGCGACCCCCGCUCCAGCUACCCUACUUGGCCGUGUUGGCAGCUGCUGUGGGCGUGAUCCUUAUCAUGGCCGUGCUCUGCAACCGUGCAGCCUUCCACCAGGACCACAUGGGCCUGGCCUGCUAUGCGCUCAUUGCGGUGGUGCUGGCCGUCCAGGUAGUGGGCCUGUUGCUGCCGCAGCCACGCAGUGCCUCCGAGGGCAUCUGGUGGACCGUGUUCUUCAUCUACACCAUCUACACGCUGCUGCCUGUGCGCAUGAGGGCCGCGGUGCUCAGCGGGGUGCUUCUGUCGGCCCUCCACCUGGCCAUCUCUCUGCGCACCAAUGCCCAGGACCAGUUUCUGCUGAAGCAGCUUGUCUCCAAUGUCCUCAUCUUCUCCUGCACCAACAUUGUGGGGGUCUGCACUCACUACCCAGCUGAGGUCUCCCAGAGACAGGCCUUCCAGGAGACCCGGGAGUGUAUCCAGGCUCGGCUCCACUCACAGCGGGAGAACCAGCAACAGGAGCGGCUCCUGCUGUCUGUCCUUCCCCGUCACGUUGCCAUGGAGAUGAAAGCAGACAUCAACGCCAAGCAGGAGGAUAUGAUGUUCCACAAGAUUUACAUCCAGAAACAUGACAAUGUGAGCAUCCUGUUUGCUGACAUCGAGGGCUUCACCAGCCUGGCCUCCCAGUGCACUGCCCAAGAACUGGUCAUGACCCUCAAUGAGCUCUUUGCCCGCUUUGACAAGUUGGCUGCGGAGAAUCACUGUUUACGGAUUAAGAUCCUCGGGGAUUGUUACUACUGCGUCUCUGGGCUGCCUGAAGCCAGGGCUGACCACGCCCACUGCUGCGUCGAGAUGGGCAUGGACAUGAUCGAGGCCAUCUCGUUGGUCCGGGAGGUGACAGGGGUGAACGUGAACAUGCGCGUGGGAAUUCACAGCGGGAGAGUGCACUGUGGCGUCCUCGGCCUCAGAAAGUGGCAGUUCGAUGUCUGGUCUAACGACGUGACACUCGCCAACCACAUGGAGGCUGGUGGCAAAGCAGGACGCAUCCAUAUCACCAAGGCCACACUCAACUACCUGAAUGGGGACUAUGAGGUGGAGCCAGGCUGUGGUGGCGAGCGGAACGCCUACCUCAAGGAGCACAGCAUUGAGACCUUCCUCAUCCUGAGCUGUACCCAGAAGCGGAAAGAAGAGAAAGCCAUGAUUGCCAAGAUGAACCGCCAGAGAACCAAUUCCAUUGGACACAAUCCACCCCACUGGGGAGCCGAGCGCCCCUUCUACAACCACUUGGGCGGUAACCAGGUGUCCAAGGAGAUGAAGAGGAUGGGUUUUGAAGACCCCAAAGACAAGAAUGCCCAGGAAAGUGCCAACCCCGAGGAUGAAGUGGACGAAUUUCUGGGCCGGGCCAUUGACGCCAGAAGCAUCGACAGACUGCGGUCUGAACAUGUCCGCAAGUUCCUCUUGACCUUCAGGGAGCCCGACUUAGAGAAGAAGUACUCCAAGCAGGUGGAUGACCGAUUUGGUGCCUACGUGGCGUGUGCCUCGCUUGUGUUCCUCUUCAUCUGUUUCGUCCAGAUCACCAUCGUGCCCCACUCCCUGUUCAUGCUGAGUUUCUACCUGUCCUGUUUCCUGCUGCUGGCCUUGGUGGUGUUUGUGUCCGUGAUCUACGCCUGUGUGAAGCUCUUCCCCACUCCCCUGCAGACACUCUCCAGGAAGAUUGUGAGGUCCAAGACAAACAGCACCCUGGUCGGAGUAUUCACCAUCAUCCUGGUGUUCCUCUCGGCCUUUGUCAACAUGUUCAUGUGCAACUCCAAGAACCUGGUGGGCUGCCUGGCGGAGGAGCACAACAUCACGGUGAGCCAGAUCAACGCGUGUCACGUGAUGGAGUCGGCCUUCAACUACAGCCUGGGGGAUGAGCAGGGCUUCUGCGGCAGCCCCCAACCCAACUGCAACUUCCCAGAGUACUUCACCUACAGCGUGCUGCUCAGCCUGCUGGCCUGCUCCGUGUUCCUGCAGAUCAGCUGCAUCGGGAAGCUGGUGCUCAUGUUGGCCAUCGAGUUCAUCUAUGUGCUCAUCGUUGAGGUGCCCGGCGUGACGCUCUUUGACAACGCUGACCUUCUGGUCACCGCCAAUGCCAUAGACUUCAGCAACAACGGGACUUCCCAGUGCCCUGAGCAUGCGACCAAGGUGGCGCUGAAGGUGGUGACGCCCAUAGUCAUCUCUGUCUUCGUGCUGGCUCUGUACCUGCAUGCCCAGCAGGUGGAGUCCACCGCCCGCCUGGACUUCCUGUGGAAACUGCAGGCCACGGAGGAGAAGGAGGAGAUGGAGGAGCUGCAGGCCUACAACCGGCGCCUGCUGCACAACAUUCUGCCCAAGGACGUGGCUGCUCAUUUCCUGGCCCGCGAGCGGCGGAAUGAUGAGCUCUACUACCAGUCCUGCGAGUGUGUGGCCGUCAUGUUCGCCUCCAUUGCCAACUUCUCUGAAUUCUACGUGGAGCUGGAGGCCAACAACGAGGGUGUCGAGUGCCUGCGGCUGCUCAAUGAGAUCAUCGCGGACUUUGACGAGAUCAUCAGUGAGGAUCGGUUCAGGCAGCUGGAAAAGAUCAAGACCAUAGGUAGCACCUACAUGGCUGCCUCGGGCCUCAACGACUCCACCUAUGACAAGGCCGGCAAGACGCACAUCAAAGCUCUCGCAGACUUCGCCAUGAGGCUGAUGGACCAGAUGAAGUACAUCAAUGAGCACUCCUUCAACAACUUCCAGAUGAAGAUCGGGCUCAACAUUGGACCCGUAGUGGCUGGGGUCAUUGGGGCUCGCAAGCCUCAGUAUGACAUCUGGGGCAAUACAGUAAAUGUGGCCAGCCGUAUGGACAGCACUGGGGUGCCUGACCGCAUCCAGGUCACUACAGACAUGUACCAGGUGCUGGCCGCCAACACAUACCAGCUGGAGUGCCGGGGUGUCGUCAAGGUCAAGGGCAAGGGUGAGAUGAUGACCUACUUCCUCAAUGGAGGGCCUCCCCUCAGUUAGCAAGUGCUGGCUAGAGGUGCCAGCAUGCUGGCCUCUGAGGAAUGGAACCACUUCUUUGUGCACUGUGGGCAGAUGGGGCCUGUGCUCCAGUCUCACAGCCGUGCUGGUAAAAUUUCCACUUUGACUCAGAAGCAACUUCUGCCUUUGCUGGUGGGCACGGCCUUUGGCCUAGGCCCAGGGUGCCAGCGUCCUGCGAGCACCAAGCUGACCAAAGAUGUUUCCCUUGGCAGAAGAUUCCGAUAGACUUGAGUUGAGCCUUGAGUUUGACAGGUGCUGCUGCUGCUGCAUGAUGGAGGUGCCACUGGAGCCUUCAUUGGUGGCGCGGCAUGGCACACGGUGGCUGGCUGGCCUGAGGAGAGGCCUUGGCCAUGAUGGGUAGGUAGGCCGGCUCGAAGCUGACUGACCUGGGGGUGUCCAGGGAUCUCUAGGGUCUGCUUUUCCAUUGUGGAGAGGCCAAUGCCCCCUGGUGGUGUUUUGGGGGCAGGGAUGCAGGAAUCGGAGAGGCGUGGCCUGUGCCACCCUCUGUCCACGCACACAGACAGUGCCCUGUAAGGGAAACAGGACCGUUGACAAGGGGGAGGCAAGAGGACACCAAGCAAGGAGUGGUGGUUCUGAGCAAAAGAAAAUAUUUAUUAAAUAAAACAAAACAA
Molecule: messenger RNA, 5081 nt
Organism: Peromyscus eremicus (cactus mouse)
Lineage: Eukaryota; Metazoa; Chordata; Mammalia; Rodentia; Cricetidae
Gene: Adcy5
Product: adenylate cyclase 5
Exons: 21
Coding region: 637-4431 (1264 amino acids)
Biological process (GO): adenylate cyclase-activating G protein-coupled receptor signaling pathway; cAMP biosynthetic process; adenylate cyclase-inhibiting G protein-coupled receptor signaling pathway
Cellular component (GO): plasma membrane
Molecular function (GO): adenylate cyclase activity
Source: RefSeq, a predicted model, not a curated record